GGGUGAGGCCGUGGGCGAAUGACCGCCGGAGUCUGGCCAGCAUGACGUUGGCGGGGUGUCUGAUCUCCUCCAUAAGUUCUAUGAUACUGUGGACUCCUACGACAUGGUUGAUGGGAAAAAAAGAGGAGAUAUAAAAGAAACCGAAAAAGGAAGAAAAGAGAAAAAAAAGACACGACCUGACUUUCCACACUUAUUGACGCUACUACUCUUCCUCUUCUCCCGUGUUGUUUUUUGUGAACUUUAUUACUUUUUAUUUAUCCUGAUUAUCGCUAUUAUUAUGACGAUCUGCCUCUUCUUGGAUCCCUCCGAUGAUGUAUUACCACCUGUACUUGUAUCUAGUUCAGUUCUUUAUCUUAUCUCAGUCGCAGUCCAGCAACGCCCGACCCGGUGUUAUCUACUACCAAUAGUGUAGCUUUGACUGUUGGUCAACGCAGCAGGUUCAAUGUCUAGGUGCAUGAAGCUUGUUGCCUCGGUUUCCUGUACUUGGGAAGUAUGCCGAUGACUAUUAUGCCUAUUCUCAG
This is a messenger RNA of Aspergillus campestris IBT 28561, 521 nucleotides long. RefSeq lists its product as uncharacterized. The record is from RefSeq and is a predicted model, not a curated record. NCBI's taxonomy places the organism in Eukaryota, Fungi, Ascomycota, Eurotiomycetes, Eurotiales, Aspergillaceae. The transcript has a single exon. The coding region runs from base 104 to 412 and encodes 102 amino acids.